AUGUGCAAUGUAGACACGAGUAGAGCGCCUAUGGUACUCGGAAAUAAUCUGCCUGAGGCCACCAGGCGGCGUCCACCGCCCCGGCGGCACUCCAGCAUCGACCAGCAUCAACUCCGCUGUGCUUUCUGCCUCGCGCUCUCAGAUUACAUCUCCUCCACCUUCUCAAUUCCUCUUUUCGUCCUCUUCUUGCAGCGGGGAAGGAUUGCUUUCGAUAGACUUGACCCCUUUGAAGCUCACAAGGCAGAAAUCAAUCCAUCUUCUGCCUACGUCCUCCCGUCCCCGUACUCCCCACCACGUCACCGUACUUCCCCGCCGAAGUCGACACAGUACCAUAUACGACUCCGUUGCGAUCCCGCUUUGUUGCUUCUUUACGUGGCGGGAAACACCUUCUACAUAACCCGGUCUCCCUCUGCCCACGCCUACGGGUUUCUCGAUUGGAACACCCCCUGA
Molecule: messenger RNA, 450 nt
Organism: Paecilomyces variotii
Lineage: Eukaryota; Fungi; Ascomycota; Eurotiomycetes; Eurotiales; Thermoascaceae
Exons: 1
Coding region: 1-450 (149 amino acids)
Source: RefSeq, a predicted model, not a curated record